Ornithodoros turicata is the source of this 873-nucleotide messenger RNA. Its product is annotated as very long chain fatty acid elongase 4-like. Gene Ontology annotation, molecular function: fatty acid elongase activity. Gene Ontology annotation, cellular component: endoplasmic reticulum membrane. The coding region runs from base 1 to 873 and encodes 290 amino acids. Lineage: Eukaryota; Metazoa; Arthropoda; Arachnida; Ixodida; Argasidae. The transcript has a single exon. The record is from RefSeq and is a predicted model, not a curated record. Gene Ontology annotation, biological process: sphingolipid biosynthetic process; fatty acid elongation, polyunsaturated fatty acid; fatty acid elongation, saturated fatty acid.
AUGCCGAACCUCGUCGACCUCAUCCAAGCCGGGGAGGACAUCCGCAAGACAGGCGAUCCACGUACUAGGGACACGUUCCCCGUCAUGAUGAACCCAGUCUUCGUAUUCUUCUACAUCACCCUGUACCUGUACUUCGUCAAGAUAGCUGGACCGCGCCUCAUGAUGGAGAGAAAACCGUUUCAGAUCAAGACCCUUAUCAGGGUGUAUAACCUCGCAAACGUUUUAAUCAACCUGAGGUUUAUGUGGGUAUUGCUGAAGUACACGUACCUUCCGGGCGGAAGGUACAGCCUGUUCUGUCAGGGUAUCUCCGUGAGCCACGACGCGGUAGAAACGGAAUUCUUCGGACAAUUCAGCUGGUACUUCCUGAUACGAUUCGUUGAGGCCCUGGAUACCGUCUUCUUCAUCCUGAGGAAGAAGUUCAACCAAGUCAGCCGGCUUCACGUUAUCCAUCAUACGCUCGUCGCGUUUAACGCGUGGUUCUGGUUCCUGUUCGCGCCGGAAGGACAGCAUCUAUUCGGUGUAUGCAUGAACAUGUUUGUUCAUAUCGUCAUGUCUUCGUAUUACUUCUUGUCAACGUUCGGUCCCGAAGUGACGAAGUAUCUUUGGUGGAAGAAAUAUCUGACGCUGAUGCAGAUUUCGCAUUUUCUCAUCUUCAUCGCGCAUAUUUGUAUUCCGCUUUUCGUCGACUGCGGUUUUCCGAGACGCCUCGUUCCUUUCGCGGUGGCGCAAGUAUUUCUCGUCUUGGGAUUAUUCAGCAAUUUUUACUAUCACAACUACAUCAAGCGGAGUGACAAGAUAAGAAACGGUGCAGCGGCGCACGUCGUCAAUGGUUGUGGUUUAGAACGCAAUAAUCAUGUAAAAAAGGAUAAUUAA